Amphibalanus amphitrite is the source of this 3782-nucleotide messenger RNA. RefSeq lists its product as uncharacterized. NCBI's taxonomy places the organism in Eukaryota, Metazoa, Arthropoda, Thecostraca, Balanomorpha, Balanidae. The transcript is spliced from 3 exons. The coding region runs from base 232 to 3039 and encodes 935 amino acids. The record is from RefSeq and is a predicted model, not a curated record. Gene Ontology annotation, biological process: DNA integration. Gene Ontology annotation, molecular function: nucleic acid binding.
UACGCGGAAAAGGUGUCCAGAGAGAGUUUGGACGCCUGCUGGGGUAGAACGUGGUAUAUUCCACACCACGGUGUCUACCACCCAGCGAAACCGGACAAAAUCAGAGUAGUUUAUGACUGCUCAGCGAGCUACCGAGGUGUGUCUCUCAACGAUCGACUGCUUCAGGGGCCCAACUUGACCAGCUCACUUAUCGGAGUGCUGCUGCGGUUCCGUCAGGAACCCUUCGCCAUCAUGGGAGAUGUUGAAAAGAUGUUCUACCAAGUUCGAGUUGCUGACAGAGACAGAAGUCUGUUACGAUUCCUCUGGUGGCCCGACGGGGACUUAUCUCGACAGUUGGAAGACUACCAAAUGAACGUUCACCUGUUUGGUGCGACGUCGUCGCCAUCCUGCGCGAACUUCGCGCUGCGAAGGACGGCUCAGGACUACGGAGGGCUGUAUCAACCGGAGGUAGCAAGGUGCAUACAGAGGAACUUCUACGUUGACGACUUUCUCAAGUCUGCGUCAACUGAGGACGAAGCAGCAGGGCUCGCGCUGGAAGUUCGUGAGUGCUGUGCCAGAGGAGGUUUCAGGUUAACGGGUUUUGUCAGCAACAGCUCAAGGGUGAUGUCAUGUCUCCCCGAAACAGAUCGUGCUCCGAGUCACAAAAUGGACCUCACUAAAGGUGUGCUGUCUCCGCAGAGAGCUCUAGGAGUACAGUGGGAUGUCGAUCAUGACACACUCAGCUUCAGAGUGGAGGUACAGCGUGGUCCAGCCUCGAGGAGAGGAAUCUUGUCCACUGUGAGUGCCAUGUAUGACCCCUUGGGAUUUGGAGCUCCAUUUUUGUUGCCAGCAAAAGUGUUGCUUCAGGACCUGUGCAGAUUACAGCUGGGUUGGGAUGAUCCAAUUCCCUACUCUCAUCUCCAGCGGUGGAAUCAGUGGUGUGAAGAGCUUGCAGACCUUCGAGAUUUUUCCGUUCCGAGAAGCGUCGCCCCACUGCAUGGUGAGGCUCGGAGUCGCCAGCUGCACAUGUUCGCAGAUGCGAGUGAAGUCGGGUAUGGAGCGGUUGGGUACGUUCGAGUAGAGGACGCUGCGGGAAGGAUUACGACAUCCCUACUGAUGAGCAAGUGCCGUGUAGCCCCAUUGAAGACCUGCUCCAUCCCUCGCCUGGAGUUGACGGCUGCCGCUCUGGCAGUACAAUUGAGCACUCAAAUACUCUCCGAGACAGAUCUGCAUUUCGAUGAGAUGUGUUUUUGGACCGAUAGAGUCUCAACGCUCCGCUACAUACAGAACGUCACAUCUCGCUUCCAGACGUUCGUGGCCAACAAAUUAGCCGUCAUCCAUGAUGGCUCAAGUCCUAACCAGUGGCGAUACGUCCCUUCAGAGCUGAAUCCGGCAGACAGCUUAUCCCGUGGUCAGUCAGGACCAGCGUUUCUUGCAUCUCGCUGGGUUCUUGGCCCAGCGUUCCUCGAGAGCGCCGCCUGUGAAUGGCCGGAUCAGUCACAAGUCCAACAGCUUCAGGGCAGUACAGAGGAGCUUGAGAUCAAGAAAAGCGUAGUCAGCGCCACCACAGCUACAGAAGGUAAUGACUACACUGCACAGCUGCUGAACAGCACAAGUGACUGGUUCAAGCUGAAGAAACGUGUCGCAUGGGUGCUUCGGUGGAAGCAGCUGCUGCAGAAGAGAGUAGCCGGCAGGAAGGAGUCCGGUACACGUGAUGAAGAUCUUCUUUCACCUAGGCUGUCCGUACAAGAACUUGAGAUGGCAGAAGCUGCGAUUCUGAGACAUGUUCAAGAACAGGCGUUUCCUGAAGAAAUGUCCGGUUCAGUGAGGAAGUCGAGCCGUUUGUUCCGUCUGAAUCCUUGUGUGGUUGACGGAACUCUACGAGUCGGAGGACGGCUCGUAAACGCUCAGAUUCCAGACGCUGCAAAACAGCUGAUUCUUCCCAAGAAUGGUCACGUCACUGACCUCAUUAUACGGGACAUGCACGAGAGAAAGGGACAUUCUGGAAGGGAACAUGUCCUGGCUGAGUUGCGCCGAAGGUUCUGGAUUGUGUCUGGAAGCUCUGCAGUACGCAGAGUUCUGUCAAGAUGCGUUAGAUGUCGAAAGAUUCAGGGAUCGGUGGUGACACAGCAGAUGUCGAACCUACCGGAAGACAGAACGGCGCCAGAAGGUGGAGUUUUCAGUCGAGUUGGGACCGAUUAUUUUGGUCCGUUCUAUGUCAAGGUGGGACGAAAGCAGAUGAAGAGAUAUUGUGUGCUUUUCACGUGUCUCGCAACUCGGGCUAUUCACAUCGAGGUUUGCGAAACCCUAGAUACAAGCUCUUUCAUUAAUGCUCUUCGCAGAUUCCAGGCUCGGAGAGGUCAAGUGAAGUUUAUCAGGUCUGACAAUGGGACGAAUUUCACAGGCACUGAGAGAGAGCUGAGAGAAGAAGUCCGCAAGCUGCAAGAGAAAAGUGUUCAUGACUGCUUACUGAAGGAGGGGAUCACGUGGAAGUUCACCCCUCCAGGUGCCUCAUCGCAAGGAGGUAUAUGGGAGAGACAAGUUCGGAGCAUCAGGAAAGUCCUGAAUGCGCUCCUCAGGGAGCAGACGAUGACUGACGAGUCGCUCCGCACGCUUCUAUGCGAAGUGGAGGCUGUGCUCAACAGUAGACCUCUAACGACGGUAUCAAGUGACCCAGCUGAUCUGCAGCCUCUCACCCCCAACGACCUCCUACUACUGCGUGGUGGUCCGGUGCCAGACGGCAUCUUCAGCGAGGGGGACAGCUGCUUUGGUCGAAGGUGGAAGCAGGUGCAAUAUCUCGCCGACCUGUUUUGGAAGCGUUGGGUAAAGGAAUACCUGCCACUUCUUCAGCAGCGCCAGAAGUGGGUCAGAACACGGAAGAACCUCUCUGUUGGUGACGUUGUUUUGGUCGUUGACGUUAACAGCCCGCGAUGUCGAUGGCCUCUUGGACGCGUAUUGGAGGUGUUUCCGGACAGCGAGGGUCUUGUGCGUUCCGCUAUGGUGAAAACGGCAAGCAGCGUCUUGAAGAGGCCGAUCUCGAAGUUAGUGUUUCUCAUCUAGAAUAAGUAAUGUGACGCACAUGGUGCGCACAUGGGGGCGGGUGUAGGCGGCGCCGCUGCGGCGCGCGGUGGAACGGGGGUGCGGGCUCCCAGUCGUGCGCCGCUCCGCUCAAGCCGGCUCGCUCUUCUCUCUGCCCCGGUUGCCUCCCCGCUCUGCCUGCCUGGAGAGCCGGGACGGCCGGGACUACCUCCCCUCGGUUUGCGAGUAGCAUCGCCCAUGGUCCUAGAGGUGGACAUUUUCGUAUGGCUUUUACUCUGUUUGUACUUGAUUUUGCUGUACUUUGCGUUUUUCCGUUGUAUCAUUUGUACUACGUUGAUUGUCGUAAACGACCAAUUUGAAAUGUAUCGCGUGAUUAUUUGCUAGUUUGAAUAUUCGAUGGCUCAUUGUUCGUUGGCGUAUUGUUAGAAGGCAAUUUCUGCAAUACUUCUCAGUACUCGUUUGUUGUGUGACGUGCCACCCGGCUCUAUGCCCGGCCAUGAUUCCGGAUCAUUCGCGCUGAUGGCGGCAGAGGCGGUCGUGUCGUGUCUGUGUUUGCGCGAGCGAUGAUAUGGCGUCGGAGAUGUGAGGCUGGCUUGGAAGGAUGCCUCUGGAUGUAUGGACGUUAGCCGCGAAGCGACCCAGAAGGCACAUUUGUCGCAACGACUGUUACUCUCGAGAUCGUGUGGGCUAUCUACUCAGCUCACUCGGUCCAAUAAACGGUCCGUUAAGACAUACUGGAUUUCAACACGCUGGGUCUGGAGAUG